Messenger RNA from Cylindrotheca closterium, 3501 nucleotides. The record is from the annotation of a GenBank genome assembly. NCBI's taxonomy places the organism in Eukaryota, Bacillariophyta, Bacillariophyceae, Bacillariales, Bacillariaceae.
AUGUUAUGCGCACAUGAAAGAAGCCCCUCGGUUUCGUCGCAUGGUUCGUUGAACAGUACCCCAAUCGUUAAAGAAUGGAGAAAACGACGAUCAAUUCCAGAUUUGUUGGCAGGUCGCCAAACCUAUGGAAAACGAGGCCGUUUUGGGAAGCAAAUGGGUAUUCCCCAUGACCUCCUAUCCUAUCGUACAGCAUGGAAUCGUUCACGAUUGCAGAACAUGAUUCUAGCGGUUGGUCCUGGGACUCCUGCAGCCUUGGUGAUGGGUCAUGGACCUUUACACGCACAGGCUUCUGUCUCUACUUCGUCUUCAUCGUCAUCUUCGGCAGAAGCUGAACCGGAUUUAUCUGGUUCCGAAGAAAGUCUAGAAGAAGAUACCAGAGAACGAAACGAGGAAGGCGCUGAUGGCGACGGUGAUGACACCGGGGGAGAGAAUGAAGCUGCAGGAGGAAGUCGAGCUCGAUGGACGAGACAAAGGCGUACCCAAUCCGACAGCGACGAAAGUGGGGAGGAUGGUACACAGCAAUUUGUGAACGCUGCAUUCCGUCGGUUUUACGGCGAAGAUUCCUCGUCAUCAGAAGACGAGGAGGAAGUUCAGCAGAAUGGAAUUUGCAUGGAACCAAAGUAUGCUCCUUCCAUGCGACAUGGAGGGUGUAUUAAUACGGCGACCUGGAUGGACUGUGGGUGGCGUAUAUCAACAGCAGGGAGCUGCAACGAGCCGGUGAAGACUAUGGAUUGCCCAACCCAACUGGUGACUUCUGGGGAUGAUCAUUUGGUGAAAUUUUGGGACGUAAGAGAAGCAAUGGGUUCUACGACGCCGCUUGCUGGCGGUGUUACUACUAUGUGCCCUUUUGCGCAGUCUCACUACUGCCCAGGAAAUAAUGCUACAGAUGAAUGGAGUCGAUAUUUCAAUGCCACGGGCCGAAUCUCUGGCGCUGUUCUGCCUUUGGCCACAAUACGAACCGGGCAUUACAAUAACGUAUUUCAUGUCACACCGAUGGCCACGCCCGGGAAAGUGGCUACGUGUGGGGCUGAUGGAUACCUUAGGGUGGCCGAUUUACAAUCGGCGGAAUCUUCGGUUAUUGUAAGCCCAGAGUUCGACGAAGAACUCUCUGACAUGCUUCCGGCUGGUUUCCUUUCCAUUCGGUCCCCAAUGUGCUUUUCUCACCACUUUCUCAGUGACCACACUGGGCUACUCUGCUCUGAACGAGGCUUGAGGAGGUUUGAUAUUCGAGUGCCCCCACGGGCACAACCGUCGAGAAGUCUGUUGGGGAGGAGAUAUCGAGUUUGCAAGGCUUUUGCAGUGCUUUCUUCACCGGUGACAACAUCUUCUUUGGAAGAAGGGGAUUCUGUCUACGUGUUUGCUGGUGGCUCUUCCUCUGACAUCACCUUGUUUGAUCUACGAAUGACUGAUGCUUCUGCUGCGAACCGAGUAGUUCAGGUGUACCGUCCAUCUUCCCUCACGCCACUUCAGGACGUUUCUGUCAGCGGCAUCGACUUGUCACGCGACAGAAAAGAAUUACUAGUGUCUUACGAGUCUGAUCAGAUAUAUACUUUUCCUGUUUUCCCUCGGAAUGGAAAGGGACUAGGUCCCACAAUCGACGAGUUGCGGGACAUGCCUGUCGAACGAAGCAGUGGUCAAAAUGCGCCCCUAAGAGAGCUUGCUUCGUAUGGAGCACAUUUGAAUCGGUUUACUUUCUUAAAGAAUGCUAGGUAUGCUGGUCCUCGGGAUGAAUACAUAUGCACCGGUUCUGACUCGGGACACGCUUGGAUCUAUGAGAAAGCUACGGGAUCAGUUGUAUCCUUCUUAAAUGCCGAUAAUUCGACCUGUAAUGGCAUUGUACCUCACCCGUCAUUGCCUCUGUUCAUCACUUAUGGAAUCGACUCCACUGCCAAGUUGUGGAGGGCAACGACUCCCAUUGAUUCAGAAAUUGACGACUCGCCUUCGGGUCGCUUGGACGUGUAUCACAAGUCCCAUUAUGAAAUGAGUCCGAUCGUUCGAAAAUGGAAUGAGAUUCAGCCUCUUUUAAAGGUAUUGUUUGAAGAGCCAGGCUUUGAAAGCAAGGAUAUUCUGCCAGACAGCAUCCCCGGUGCUAAAGAGCGGAAAGAAGCAGACAUGUAUGGCUCACGUGGUGGUUUUCGAAGGCAUGGAGGACAGCCCCGAAUAUGCAAUGAUAUGCAAAAUUUGACUAAAGUCGUCAAGUUAAAUCUCUACUCAUGUAUCAAAUCACGAGUCGACGGUGAGGACGACGUACCAGUAGAAAGUGAUCUUGAUGCCUUGCAGCAUCGAGUCUGCAUGAUACGACAACGGCACCAGGCUGACACGAUGGGGUUACCGUGGAAUCCAAACAUCCCAUGGCGCCUGGAUAGCGCAGAAGGUCUAGACGUACACCCAGCGGACUUGAUCCCGCAGUCUCCUUCCGAUUGGAUCCUUCACGACUCUGAUAUGCACCGGAGCCAGAUGGGUCAACAUGAAUACUUCAACGCAAAACAAUAUGAAGACUUCUAUUGUCUUCGAUACUCCAAUUUGGAGGAUAUUGAGCCCUUCUCAAGAGGGCCGCUGGUGCAGCCUGGCAGUAUCCACGUAGGGGAUGUUAACCUGUCCAGAAAAGACGAGCAAAAUGAUGAUAAGACUACCGGGGAUAAACCAAAGAAGAGAAAAGAACACAAAGCGAAGAUCACUGAUGCUGCGAGAGCAAGCGGGUCUGAAGAUGCCGAAAUUGCAUCCAUCGACGAUGGAAAUGAAAGUGAGCAGACUGACUCGACGGCGCCAACAUGCAAAAUGAAUCAAUCGUCCUUCGAGAAUAACAAAGACGAUUUGGCUCACAAUCAACUAUAUCAAACUAUGUUGCUGCUGAAGGACGCGGGGAACGAAGCCCUUGAGGCAAGAAAUUUCGACACAGCUGCACGACGAUACGACACCGGUAUUCAAUAUGGAGCUGUCGCCUGCAUGUGUUAUCCGACGCUUAAGGUUAUCUUUUCAGAUGAGGCGGGCAAAGAAAUGAGAGCCAACGGAUGGCUUCAUCUCGAGUGGACCCCCACAGUGCGGUUGUUAAUCGUUCUCCGACUGAAUCAUGCGCUGGUGAUGCUCAAGCCUUACUUUGCACAACCCCAUCAUGCAGUAGAACAGUCUCGUUUGGCGUUGUUGGAGCUACGGCCCUUCUGUACAAAAAAAGGGAAGAUCAUGAAGGGCCCCAAAAUGACAGAAGUUUACCGAGAAGAUGAGCCUGAAGAUACCUUUCUGGACGCAAUAAAGCUGCAAGCAAAGGCCUUCUUUCGAAUGGGUUGUGCGCACUAUGAGAUGGGUGAAUACAGAGAGGCAAUACGGGCUUUCGAAAACAGUGUCAAGAGUACACAACUCUCAGGUGCUGAUACCGACAAGGGCGUCCUCCGACGAUUAACUAACGCCAAACGAGAAUAUAAGCGCACCAGGAAACAACAAAAACGCUUCAAGUUGUCUUUUGCGCCUGGUGACGAAGAAUCUGAGGACGACUCCAGUUGCUAG